Molecule: messenger RNA, 2614 nt
Organism: Corylus avellana
Lineage: Eukaryota; Viridiplantae; Streptophyta; Magnoliopsida; Fagales; Betulaceae
Molecular function (GO): DNA-binding transcription factor activity
Source: RefSeq, a predicted model, not a curated record
GCAGGUACUGUGUAGUGACCAAUCCUGCAAAGUCAAACCAAACACCCGGAUGAGCUCGAAGGGGAAGAACUCCUUCCUGAAGCCGGGCGCGCGCCAUAUCUGGUGGAGCUUGCCGACGGCGACGGCGAUGAGGGACCCGCAGGGGCUGAAGGCCACGGCUUUCACGGCGUUCUUGAAGGAGAUCCGGUGGAGGACCACCUGCCGGUGGAGAUUCACGAGGAGGCACCGGCUGUUGCCGUCGACGAUCAGGAGGAACACGCCGUCCGGGGAGGCCGCCAGGCGGCAGAUGUCAGAGGAGGACUGCACCGUGAGGGUUAGUGUUUGGAACUUGACGAGGUCGGUAAUGCUCACGCGGUUACCAACCGGUGAGAUUAGCAGGUUGUUUUUAGUGAUCACCACGUUGCCUCCUCGGUAGGGGGCUCCCAGCAGGUUUUGAAACCGGUAGUUCAUCGCUUGAAUCAAAGCGCAAUCUGGUCGCCGCCCCGUUGUCAUCUCCGGCGAAGUCUCUGGAAACGCAAGUAAGCAUUCAAUUUUUUAAUAGUGUUUGGUUGUGUUCACAUACUAUUUGUUUGGUGAGAAAAUAGUGAAAUCAGAAAAAGAAAUAGGGUUUAUUUCUCUAUUUUCAUUUUUUUAUUUUCUUUUAUUUUUUUUAUAUGAAUUGGCACUGUAGGGUAAUUUGAUGGUCACUUGAGGGUUUGUUUAUGGACAUGAAUGAUGAUAGGUUUUGUGGAAGUUAAUUUUUUUUUGUUAUAAUUCUUUACUUCUACAUUUUCUAAGCAAUCAAAGAAAUAAUUUUGGCUUUUUGGGAGAAUUUGAUUAUGGUAACUGGGUUUUAAUCAUUUUAGCAAUACAACUUGUCUUUAAUUUAGUUGUACUAAGUUAUAUCUAGUAUGUCUAAAGUUCACCAUAUGGAAUGACAGAAAUUACUUUUGGAGAAAAGUUUUAGAUCACUAUUUGCAUCAUCUUUGUGUUCAAUUUUUAUCUCUUCUGGGAUGAUCAUCCUUAGCAACCAUGAAAUUGGAAGAACGUGACUGAAUUGCCUGAUAAGGAUCUUUCAUAUGCAUCAUGAGAGAAGGUAAUCUAUCCUUGUCAAUUCUUUUAAGAUUUUGUGCAGUAGAGUAAUUUGAGUAUUGAAAUGUAGGAGGCCAAUUAUCACCAACACAGUACACGUAGAGAUCUUCAUUUUGAACCUGAUAUAGCCAGCAAGAGUGUAGCUACUGGAAAUAUGGCAAAUUCAAGGGAUAGCCUACGAAACUUGAAGAAUGUGGCUGUGCCUCAUGGCAAGAGAAGAACAAUCUCCAACACUUGGGAGUCAGUCAGAUAUGCUGGGUCCAUAAAUUCCCAGUUCCCUUUCUGCCCCUUUGAAGAGGUUAGAUCCACUCAGACUAGUGGAAAUUCUGCAGUAUUGUUUCCCCUUCCUUCUGGUAUUGGUUUGCAUGUAAAUAGCAUCGGCAGAUCUGUUGUCUUGGACUCGGAUAUGUUUGCAAGCAAGAAUUCAACUGGGUACCUGAGUUCACAAGAUAAGCUAGUGCCUGAGGACCCAAAUAGUAUCUCAAUUUCAGCUGUAGCUAGGCCAAUGUUUUCUCAUGCAGAUGUAGAUCAGCAGGAAAGUCAAGCUGGUGUGGCAGCCACUUAUGCCAUUAAUAGUCUGAAUCCCCCAUGUGGUUCUUUUUCUUUGACACAAAUUGAGCAGCAGGUGGCUUCUGGUGAGGGGAGAAUGUCCACUUCACAAAAUGCUGACAGUGUGGAGUCGUCGAACCAAGUAAGCCGCACAAGGAAAAGGAAAAGGGCAGCAAACAAACGUGAGAGUGAUGGCUGCACACGAUGUCAUUGUAGGAAGUCCGAAUGCUUGAAACUUUAUUGUAAGUGCUUUGCAGCUGGACUUUAUUGCGUGGAUUGUUGUUCAUGUGAAAGCUGUCUUAACAAACCUGAAUAUGAUGACUUGGUUCUUGAUACACGGCAGCAAAUUGAAUCUCGUAAUCCUCUUGCAUUUACUCCAAAGAUUAUUACGCAUGCCACUGACUCUCCUAAAAAUGUUAUGGAAGAAGGGAACCAGAAUACUCCAUCUUCAGCCAGGCACAAAAGAGGAUGCAAUUGCAGGAAGUCAGAGUGUUUUAAAAGAUAUUGUGAAUGUUAUCAGGCUAAAGUCGGAUGCUCCGAUGGAUGUCGAUGCCAGGGUUGCCAAAAUUCUUUUGGGAAGAAGACAGCAUAUAGGAGAGCUGAAAGAUGUGAUAAACCCUCUUAUGAGAAGCUGGAGGUUGCAGAGGGUGGAAAUGAUGCGAGUAUGGAGCAUUUCUCACCAACAUGGGAAGGACCUCCUGAGUUCGACGGUAUCUUUGAUGAUUUAAAGGGGGAGAUUGAUAUAACUGCCAUGCUCAAGGACGCGGUGAAAGCUAGCUCCCCAAACCACAGAGACAAAAAAUAAAGUUUGCAGGCUGUGCCUUCUUUCCCUUCUCUUACCCCAUACAAUAAUUUUGGUAUUGCUGUAAAUAGAAGAGGUUUUGUCUCCUAUUAAUGACAGUAGCCAUAAUAAUGUUUGACUAUAACAUGCUUGCGGCUUUAAUUUUUAAUUUUUAAGACUCAUGAAUAAACUGGUAAUAUUUGACUUGUGCCA